Pollicipes pollicipes is the source of this 1498-nucleotide messenger RNA. RefSeq names its product growth hormone secretagogue receptor type 1. Bases 1 to 1332 code for a protein of 443 amino acids. Gene Ontology annotation, biological process: G protein-coupled receptor signaling pathway. NCBI's taxonomy places the organism in Eukaryota, Metazoa, Arthropoda, Thecostraca, Pollicipedomorpha, Pollicipedidae. The record is from RefSeq and is a predicted model, not a curated record. Gene Ontology annotation, molecular function: G protein-coupled receptor activity. Gene Ontology annotation, cellular component: plasma membrane. The transcript is spliced from 3 exons.
AUGGCCGAGUGCGUGACCAUGCUGCCCGACCUGGCCGCCCAGUACAACGCCAGCGUGUGCAGCGCCGCCGAGGCCGGCGAACAGCCGCGCUUCCCCACCUAUGUGCGCGUGCUGGUGACGCUGGCCUGCUCGCUGAUCCUGACCGUGGGCGUGGUCGGCAACGUGCUCGUGCCGCUGGUCAUCUGGCGGAACCGCGAGCUGCGCAACUCCACCAACUUCUUCCUGCUAAACCUGAGCCUGGCCGACCUGUUCGUGCUGCUGCUCUGCAUGCCCAAGGUGCUGGUGGAGGUGCACACGCGGCCCGAAGUCUGGAUCCUCGGCAGGACCAUCUGCCUGAUGGUGCCGUUCCUGGAGCAGCUCGUGGUGAAUGUGUCCGUGCUGACCAUCAUGGCCAUCUCAAUGGAGCGCUACUAUGCCAUCUGCAAGCCGUUGAGAGCUGGCUACACGUGGACCAAGAUGCGCGCCCUGGUGGUCAUCGUGAUCGUCUGGCUGGCGGCACUCGUCACGUCCAGUCCGAUCUUAUGGAUAGUGCAGUACAACAUGGUGGACUACACAGACAGCACGAAAGUGCCCGUCUGUACCACGAUGGCGCACACUACGCUGAACAAGCUGUACUACAUCUCGAAGGACGUGACGUUCUUCUUCCUGCCGGUGCUGGUGCUGCUGGUGCUCUACUCGGUCAUCACGCUGCACCUGAUACGAGAGCCGCGCACAGAGAAGUCCAACUUCCGCAUCUCGCGCAGUCACGACCCGCGCAACGGCGCAGAAACCAGCAACUACCGCGCACGCAAGCAGGUCGUCUUUAUGCUGAUCGCCGUCAUUGUCUGCUUCUUCUUAUGCAUGCUGCCGUCCUGUGUGUUCCGGCUUUUCAUCAUCAUCUCUCCUGACGAGCAGAUUCUAGGCCUCGGCUGGGAGCUGUACCACAACAUCAACUUCUUCUGCCGCAUCAUGACCUACAUCAACUGCUCCAUGAACCCCAUCCUGUACAAUGUGAUGUCAUCCAAGUUCCGCGAGGCGUUCCUGAAGGUGCUGGGCGUGCCGCCGGCCGGCCGCCACCUCAGCCGCCAAAGCACGUUCAACACGGCUUCCUCCACCACCAGCUCUCGGCUGAACAGCGUGCUGCGAGCCGAGGCGGCUGGUUCACCAGGCGGCCCUGCCGCGAGUCGCUACGGCCGCCAGAGCAGCUGCGCUUCGGUGCUGGGCAGGGGCGCGCGCGCGCACGAGGCGGCCACCGCGCUCGGCUCGUGGCCUCUGGAGCGGGUGCACAGCCUGGACCGCACCACGAACGUCAUCCGCGAGGGCGGCACCAACGGGCGGGCCGACUGCGUGUGAGGUGCAGGCCGGUGGCCGACGGCGGCUCUCGAGCGCGGGGUCGGCGCUGGCGGGCUGCGGGAGUCCAUGGACAGGCUGCGGGAGUCCGCGGGCGGGUUGCGAGAGUCCGCGGGCGAGCUGCGAGAGUCCGCAGAAGGCGGGCACGCGGUGUGUCUCGCGAACUCUC